CGAGCAGGAUGGCGCUGAGCCGGGCACGGCUCUGCCCGGGGGAGAGCACCCGGCUGCUGCCCCAGGCGUCCGGGCUGGUGGAGCUGCCCUGCUCCUCUGAUGAUGACGAGGGCUCGCUGGCUGGGGACACCCACCUUCCUGCAGCCAAGCAGGACCCCGAGGCGUGUUGCUCUGUCCCCCCCGAGCCAGGGACCUUCAGCCAGUGUGUGCGCUACCUGGCCUUCCUCUGGAACCUCCUCUUCCUCCUGCUGGGCCUGCUGGUCCUGGCUGUAGGGCUGUGGGGGCUGCUGGCCAAGGGCUGGCUGCGGGAGGACCGCCCGGCCCCGCUGGGCUCUGACCCCAUGCUGCUCUUCGUGCUGGUGGGGCUGGGGGCCAGCGCCGUCUCCCUGGCCGGCUGCCUGGGGGCCCUGCGCUCCAGCCCCUGCCUGCUGCGCUUCUUUGUGGGGGCCAUGGCGGCCUUUGCCGGGAUGGAGGUGCUGGGGGGGCUGCUGCUGCUGGCGGCCCGGCAGCGGCUGCGGGACGGCCUGCGGGACGCGCUGCUCCUCUGCCUCCUGCGCUACCAGGAGGAGCCCGACCUGCGCUUCCUGGUGGACGAGGUGCAGCGGGGCCUGCGGUGCUGCGGCCUCGGCUCCUACCGCGACUGGGAGACCAACCCGUACUUCAACUGCAGCUCUCCGGGCGCGCAGGCGUGCGGUGUCCCGGCCUCCUGCUGCCGGGACCCCCUGCAGAACGGCACCAUCGCCAACGCCCAGUGCGGCUUCGGCGUCCUGCGGUGGGGGGACGCGGCCGCGGGGGCCGCCGUGCACCUGGGGGGCUGCGUGGCACAGCUGGGGGCCUGGCUGCGCGCCCAGGCGGGCGGCAUCGCCACCGGCGCGGCCGUCCUGCUGCUGGUCGAGGCCACUGGUGCCCUCAUGGCACUGAAGGUGUUGGGGGACAUCGUGCCCGUUGGGGCCUGGGAUUGA
Apus apus (common swift) is the source of this 962-nucleotide messenger RNA. It is a transcript of the gene TSPAN10, whose product is annotated as tetraspanin 10. The transcript is spliced from 3 exons. NCBI's taxonomy places the organism in Eukaryota, Metazoa, Chordata, Aves, Apodiformes, Apodidae. The record is from RefSeq and is a predicted model, not a curated record. The coding region runs from base 9 to 962 and encodes 317 amino acids. Gene Ontology annotation, cellular component: membrane.